This is a messenger RNA of Choloepus didactylus (southern two-toed sloth), 1070 nucleotides long. It is a transcript of the gene CSF3, whose product is annotated as colony stimulating factor 3. Lineage: Eukaryota; Metazoa; Chordata; Mammalia; Pilosa; Megalonychidae. Bases 1 to 654 code for a protein of 217 amino acids. Gene Ontology annotation, biological process: positive regulation of myeloid cell differentiation; immune response; positive regulation of cell population proliferation. The transcript is spliced from 4 exons. Gene Ontology annotation, cellular component: extracellular region. The record is from RefSeq and is a predicted model, not a curated record. Gene Ontology annotation, molecular function: growth factor activity; cytokine activity.
AUGAGGGGUUCCUAUGCUCCAGAGAGCAGCCUGGGUGGGAAGGGACGAGCACGUCUCCUGAGCCCCCGUCUGCCCCCAGCCCUGCUGCUACUGCUCUGGCACAGUGCGCUCUGGACGGUGCAAGAAGCCGCCCCCGUGGGCCCUGCCAGUUUCCUGCCCCAGAACUUCCUGCUCAAGAGCUUAGAGCAAGUGAGAAAGAUCCAGGCCGAUGGAGCAGGGCUGCAGGAGAGGCUGUGUGCCUCCUACAAGCUGUGCCAUCCUGAGGAGCUGGUGCUGCUUGGGCAUGUUUUGGGCAUCCCCCAGGCUCCCCUAAGCAGCUGCUCCAGCCAAGCCCUGCAUGUGACAGGCUGCCUGAGCCAACUCCACCGCGGCCUUUUCCUCUACCAGGGCCUCCUGCAGGCCCUGGCAGGGGUUUCCUCCGAGGUGGCCCCCACCUUGGACAUGCUACGGCUCGACGUCACUGACUUUGCUACCAACGUCUGGCAGCAGAUGGAAGACCUGGGGGUGGCUCCCACAGUGCAGCCCACCCAGGGCUCCAUGCCGACCUUCACCUCGGCCUUCCAGCACCGAGCCGGGGCUGUUCUGGUUGCCUCCAACCUGCAGAGCUUCCUGGAGCUGGCGCACCGGGUGCUGCGCUACCUUGACCAGCCCUGAAGCACACCCUUCCCUAUCUGGUGUAUUUAUGGCUAUUUAAUAUUUAUGUUUAUUUAAACCUACUAUUUAAAGGGAAGAGCGGGAAGGAGGCCCAGACUUCUGGGUCCUUCCCUCCAUCUCCAAGUUCCAUUCUCCUGCCUAUAGCAGGGAGAAAGAAUCCUGUCCUCCUGUCCCCUGGAUCGGGAGGUAGCUAGGUAAAUACCAAGUAUUUAUUCCUGUGGCUGCUCUCUUGCCCGGCUGUGUGGUGGGCACUGGGAGGAGCCACAGUGAAGCUCCUGCCCCAAGGGUACCAGCCUUGGAGCCCUUGGGGGCAUCAGGAGGUCUCCCAUGUGGGAGACAAGCCAUCCCUGUUUAAUAUUUAAACAGCAGUGUUUCCCGACUGGGCCCUGGUAUCCCUCGCUCCGUUCCCCCCGGCC